CGUUGUCGCUGCGCGCGCGGCAAAUAUGUAAUUAAACUGAAAUAAAUUACAAGCAAAAAUUAAUAAUAUUCAAGACGCCGAACACACGCAAAAAUUAUUUUAAAAAUAAUUAAUUAAUUCGUAAAAUAAUUAAAUAACACAAAUCGCACUCCCCUGCUGCCCCCCGCCCCCAUACAAAACGUCGCGAUUCCAUGCAAACGGCUCGGGCUCUUCUAUUUAUGCAAAUUGUGUAAAUGCAUAUGUGAGAGUGUGUGCGGCAUCGGAGCGUACGCGCGCUAGUGUGUCGCCUGUGUGUGUGAGUACGUGCGUAAGUUUAUGCAUGUGUGUGCGAGUGGGCAAUUGUGUUUAUGUGCGAAAACGCAUUAAAAUCACAAAUACAAAUGCGAAUGCAAAUACAACAACAAAAGUAAAUACAAAUAGAAAUACAAUCAAACACAAACAAAAACAAUACGUAAAAGCUGCCGCUGCAGCAAAUUGAAUGAAAAGCCAAAAAGUAUUUCAAAUGCAAUCUAAAUACAAAUAAUUCUAAUACAAAAUUGAGAAUUAAAUUUUUUAUUGUUUUUUGCGCAAAAUUAAAAAAAUAUGCAUUUGUGUUGGGUUUUUUGUUGUUGAAUCGAAUUCACCAAAUUGCCCAAAUUCCGAGUGAAAAACGCGAAUUAAUGAAAAUAUUUUGACUCCCGGCUCGAGAUCGCAUCGAACAUUAAAACGGGAUCGUUUGGAGGUUUUUGAAAUAUAAAUUAUGCUAAAAUUUCGAAUACAGUCCAAAACGGUUUGGAAUUAAGCGACGAUCGCCAACUGGAAAUGGUCUCUCAACGCUAUUGCCCAUACUAAAAAAGAAAAUAAUUCAAUCUCGUGCAUCUCUUGUGUGUGCGAAGCUAAUGAAAAAGAAAAAAAUAAUGCAGCAAUCAAUGCAAGCAAUCUAUUGAGAAAUUAAUCAAUCAAGAGAUCUAGUGCAAAAGGAAAAUAGUAUCUCGAAAAUGUGCGAGUGAACGAGUAAAAAUUAGAAAAGCAAAAUCGAAGCAAAUGAAAUCUAUAUAGAGUUCAAGCUCUCAACACGACGGGAUAUUCAUUCAAUGGGAGGAGCGCGCCCAUUUAAAAUUAUGCGCCUCCACGACGGCAUACGAGAAAUGCUCAAUAGAUCGUGAGUUCUCGAAACAUGGUACGCGACAGCAGCCGUAACAUUUGUUUUGGAAAAUUAGCCGAAACUACGCAGCAACAACAACAACAAAUAGCCGUGGAUAGUAGCAGCAGCAACAAGAACAACAACAACAAUAAUAAUAACAACAACAAUAACAAUAACAAUAACAAUAGCCAGAAACUACGCGAUACAUUAAAAAGGUCUACAGAAGAACCACCGACAAACAGCUUCGAAAGGAACUACUUCGAUCGCAGCCGCAUAGUCUACCAAGCCAGCAACGCAGCAGCAGCAGCAGCAGCAGUAGCCACAACUGCCAGCAGCAACAUCACUAACAGCACCAACAGCAACAACAACAGCAACAGUAGCAGCGACAGAUCGCGCGCCCGAGAUCGUCUAUACAGGAAUGGUUCAGCAGCAGCCGCAGCAGCAGCAGCAGCAGUUGGUGCGUCAGCUACAAGCAGCAACACGACGACAACGACAGCAGCAACAGCAGCAGCUGCAGCGGGUGUGGGCGCGGUUGCGGUUGCAGGUGGAGCAACAACAACAACAGCAGCAGCAGCAGGUGGAGGCGGAGGAGGAGCAAUUGGUGGUGGUGGUCCAUUGCCGCCGCAAGCGUUGGGUGAUCGCAGCAACAACAACAACAUUAACCAAAACACACGCGUACCGCAGUCAUGGUACGAAGCUGCGGCUACUGCGACAGCGCAUCUGAAAAGUCCUGGUGGCAGUGGCAAUGCCGGCGUCUCAGCAGCUGGCAGCAUAAUGAGCUCACCGAUCAAUCAUCAUCCACAUCCACAUCAUCAUCACUACAACACAUCCGCCUCGUACUCAUCACCCGCCCACUCGCAUACGCAUACGCACACGAUAGCGGCGGCGGCGGCGGCGGCGGCGGCAUCCUCGACAACCGCCAUGCACCGCAGCGUUGCGUAUGCGGGCAGUGUUGCGGAUGAGGCAGCGGCGGCGGCGGCAGCGGCAGCAACGUUAAACUCUUCACGCAAAAUUCACCUGCAACACCACAACAACAACAACAACAGCAGAAGCCCCGCCGGCGUCAGCAAACUAAACAAGCUGCUCAAAACGGCAGCGGCGCGCUGUGGCUCUGAAUCGCCGUCAGGCGGUGCUGUUGCAGUGACACUAGCAGCAGCAGCAGCAGCAGCAACAGCGGCAUCAGCGACGACAAGUACAAUCACAAACAAUAGUUUUAGUAGUAAUAGUUUAAAUAUAAUAAACACGGCCACUCCAACGAUGCCAAUUGCAACAGCUGCAGCAGCAACAGCUUCUGUUGGCAGCAGCAGCAGCGGCAGCGGUGACAUUUUAAAUGUGGCCGCUGCUUUGGCCGCCGCCGUGGACAAUGGCAGUGCGACGCAGCAGGGUGUGGGCGGCGGCGGUGGACGUGCGCCACGUCAUCAUUUGCAUGGUCGGAGCACAACAUCGUCGAGUCGCUCGCAUUCACGUUCGCCGAGCAGCUACAGCAGCUCGCAUAGCUCAUCAUCGGCCUCAUCGCACUCAUCGUCGCAUUCGCACGCGUCCAGCCCGAUAUCGGGCAAUUGUGCCGAUGCACUCGUUGGAGUCGUUGGUGGCAUAAACGCUACAUCGUCGCAUCGCAGCUCACGUGUGGCAGCUAGCAGCAACUCUUCAAAUCCCAGUGGCAAUGUCGUCAGCGGUGGUGGCUGUGGUUCGAGUAGUAGCAGCAGCAGCAGCUCCAGUAGCAGCAGCAGCUCCUGUUUGGCAGCCAAUCCGGUUGUGCAUUCCGAAGAUAAUCGGCCGUUGGCGAUACGCGUACGCAACCUGCCCGCACGUUCCUCGGACACAUCCCUUAAGGAUGGUCUCUUUCACGAGUACAAAAAGCACGGCAAGGUCACGUGGGUGAAGGUCGUGGGACAGAAUUCGGAGCGUUAUGCGCUCGUCUGCUUUAAAAAACCGGACGAUGUGGAGAAGGCUCUCGAGGUAUCCCAUGAUAAACAUUUCUUUGGCUGUAAAAUCGAGGUGGAACCGUAUCAGGGCUACGAUGUUGAGGACAAUGAAUUUCGUCCCUACGAAGCCGAACUGGACGAAUACAAUCCGAAGGCGACACGAACCCUGUUCAUUGGCAACCUGGAGAAGGAUAUAACCGCCAGCGAGCUGCGCGUCCAUUUCGAAAGCUUUGGCGAGAUCAUCGAGAUUGAUAUCAAGAAGCAGGGACUGAAUGCCUAUGCCUUUUGUCAGUAUUCGGAUAUUGUGUCUGUGGUGAAGGCUAUGCGUAAAAUGGAUGGCGAGCAUUUGGGCAGCAAUCGCAUUAAUCUGGGCUUUGGCAAGUCCAUGCCCACGAAUUGUGUCUGGAUUGAUGGUGUCGGCGAGAAGGUGUCCGAAACCUUUCUGCAGUCACAGUUCACGCGCUUCGGCACCGUCACCAAGGUCAGCAUUGAUCGCACGCGACAAUUGGCUUUGGUGCUGUAUGAUCAGGUGCAGAAUGCGCAGGCGGCUGUCAAGGAUAUGCGUGGCACCAUUAUGCGUGGACGCAAACUGCAGGUGGACUUUGCAUCGCGUGAAUGCCAGGAUGCCUUCUACGACAAGCAGGAGAAGCAGCAGCAGCAGCAACAACAGCAGCAGCCACAACAACAACUACAGCAGCAGCAGCAGCAGCAACUGACACAGCUGCCCAAUGCGGGCUCCUCCUCCUCCCGCUUUAAUCGCUACGACUCAUCACAGUCACGUUCGCGCGCCUCAUCCUUCAGUCGACAUCAGAACUCGAACGAUGGCUGCUCGCCAGGCGGCAAUACGCCUGGUGGCGGUAUUGCUGGCGGCAGCGGCAGCAUUAGCAGUGCUGGCAACAGCAACAAUAGCACCAACAGCAGCAGCAGCAGCAUCUCGGCAAGCAAUGCGAUGCCAGCGCCCAGCAUUGCAUCGGCAGUUGUGAGCAACACGGGAGCAACAUCCGCAGCGUUACCCUCGGCGGUGGGCCCGAGUGCGAUGCCCAUGUCGCCAGCGGCGAUGGUCCAGGCGCGCAUGCGUAUGGCGCGCAAUGCGCGGCACACCAUUGACUUUGACUUCAACGAUGUGGGUCGACGGUUUCGCAACUUUGAACCGGGCAACAACAAUAACAACAGCAACAAUAGCAACAAUAAUAACAGCAACAACAACAGCGGCAACAGUCAGGCGCAGGACGAGGAUGCGGGCGUUGUUAUGCGCUCCGAUUCGCCUGUAAUUGCAAGACUCGGACCGGCUGUCAAUAGCAGCGGAAGUGGGAGUGGCAGCAUUAACGCUGGCAACCCCAGCGAAAUGCUCGAGCCGCCGACACUGAACAACAGCAACAGCGGCGGAAGCGGCAGCGGCAGCAGCAGCAACAGUCGCCGGCGUUGUGGUAAGACACCUGUAGAUUUGCGCCAUCAUGUGCACAAUCAACGUUUUCAAUUGCCAGAACAACUCGAGGAGUGCCCGUCCAGUGGUGAUGAGGGCGUGGUCAGUCCGCGCAAGCGCAUCAAAAUGGAUUACCAUCAUCAUCAUCAUCAUUCCAAUGCCAGUGCGCAAUCGCAGCUGCUGGAGCAGAACAGCGAGUCGCCGGGGUCUGGUGGUCACUGCAACAAGCCCAGUCCGCUGUCCAACUGUGAUGUCAUACACGAUCCGCUGAAUCGGAAGAGCGAAAUACGUCGCGUCUCGGAGGCGGGCAAAUUUUCAGCGGUGGCACCGCCACCAAUGCCAAUGCAACACCACAGCAUGAUGGUCAGCUGCCGCCGGCCAUCGAUCGAUGUGGGCGCCCUCUCGGCGCUGUCCAACUCGUCGGCAUUUCGGCACGGCCUGGUCGGUGCGAGCAGCAUGGAACAGCAGCAUCUAAUGAAUGCGUCGCUGGCGGCGAAACGACGACGUGUGGCCGCUAGCACGCUGCAGCUAUCCCAGCCGCAACCGUUGCAACAGCAGCAGCAAUCAUCCUCCACCUCCUCCAGCAAUCCUGCGAACAACAGCGCUGGCCUGCUGACGCCUUCGCUGGCAGCGCCCACGCCCAAUGAUGACUAUCAUCAUCAUGCGUCGCGCGGACGCGGCCAUCAGCUACAUUCCCAUCAUUCACACGAGGCCAGCGGCGGCGAGAGCGCCGAUGGCUCCAGGCCGGGCACGCCGCUGUGCGAUGAACGACCGGAGGUGCUGCCCACAGAGCCCCGACGGCUGCCGCCGCCACGGGAACGGGCACGGGAGCGUGUGCGCGACAUUAUGUGGCUGCCGUUACCCAAAUUUGGUGUGUUGUUUUUUCAACAGCAGCGCAGCGGCUGCGGUAGCGGUAGCACAGCCAGCGGAGUAUCCAGCUAUUUGCAGCAGCUGGCGACGACAACAACGGCGUUGCUUGCCAGCAACAACAACAACAACUCUAGUCUUGGUGGAGGCGCUGCUGCGAUGUUGUCCAGCAGCGGCUCAUCAACGUCAGCGACUGCGUCCAGUUUAGGCUUUUUGCCCAAUCCCUCCUCGCGCUAUUGGCGCUCCUCAAAUCAUCAUCAUCACCAGCAUCACAGCCAUCACCAUCAGCAGCAACAGCAGCAGCAUCAGCAGCAGCAACAACAGCAGCAGCAACAACAGCAACAGCAGCAGCAGCAACAACAACAGUUGCAACUGCAGCAAUCGUCAUCGUCAUCCUCAUCGAUUGGCCUUAUGGGCAGUCCGGCGCGUCCGCGCUCGCUGAGCUCCAACUCAAGCGAUUCGGAUGUGCCUAGCGGCCAGACGGGCGGCAGCCCAACGCUGGAUGAACGACUGCGCAACUUUGAGGAGAACUACGAGCGCUGGUCUGGCGGCAGCAGCAACACAAAUCCCGGCCACGGCCACAGUCACAGCGGCAGCAGCCAGUCGAACACACCAUCCUGGCAGCUGUCCAUGCACACGACGAACCUGGGCGGUCUGGGCUCGUCGCAUCAGGCGGGCUCCGGCAAUAGCAACAGCUCCAGCGGCACUGUCUCCAGCUCGACGAGCAAUUCGCGUCACAAAUUUCUGGACAUCGAUGAGCUGCAGCCCUCAGAUAUUGUCAAAUCCCUGCUGGCCAAGAAGUCCGUGUUCGACGAUGACUUUCAGCGGCUCAAGAAGAAUCAAUGGUACGAGCCCGCCAGCACAGAUUUUGCCACUGGCUCCACAACGUUGGCGAAUGCACGGCAUGGUGGACUCUGCAGUGGGAACACGUCGCCGGCGCUGCCCAAUUUGGCGGCCACCAAGACGACGCCCAUCAUUGGCAACUGCAGCAGCAUUCUCACCGGCAGCAGCACUCUCGGCAGCAGCAGCAGCGGCAGCUGCAAGACAAGCGGCCUGCUGCAGCGCCUGAGCAGCUUGUCGCCCAUGAACUCACCGCAGGCUUCGAUGUCGCCCUACAACAGCCCGUCGCCCUCGCCCUCGGUCGUGAAUGCCAAUGUGGCCAGCAGUCUUGGGCAGCUGGCUAAGCCCAGCAGUGGCAGCAGCACCAGCAGCAGCAGCAUCAUCGCGACAGCAACAACAACAGCAGCAGCAGCAACUGCAGCAGCAACGGCGGCAGCGGCAGCUGUUAUUGCUGGCACGUCCAGCGGCAGCAGUGGUCCAACAAAGGGACUGCAAUAUCCAUUUCCCAGUCACCCGCCAUUGCCAAAUACUGCAGCACCACCGCCGGCGAUACAACCGGCGCCACCACCGCCACCGGAGUUGCCCAAAACAAAGCCGACAGCGGCGUCCGCAGGCAGCCAACUGCUCAGCAAGAGCCUCAGCGUGCCGGCGGCAGCCAAUGAAACACGCACCGUGCUUCAAAAGUCCGCGUCGGUGCCGGGCAGCACCAAUGUGGGCACCACUGGGAGCAGCAGCAGCAACCCAACCUCCAACGGUAACAGUUCCUCAACAACAACAACAACAGCCACAGCCACACACGUACAAAAACAAACACCAAACAGCUCGAUGGAUGAAGUGGAGGCCAAGGGCAGCGCCAAGAGCUCAUCCGCCAACUCAACAACUGGCUCCUGCUCCACGUCCAAGAAGAGCAGCAGUAGCAGCAGCGACAAGUCGCAUGGCAGCAGCAAGCACAACAAUCGCUCCGAUGCGGAUAAAAAAUCGAAAAAGUCCUCCUCCUCCUCAUCCACAUCCUCGUCGAACACAACCAGCUCCGAUAAGCGCAAGAACUCGGCAACAUCGCAAUCCUCGAAGUCGGCAACACCCAAAGUGGACGAUGAGUCCACCGAGUCGGAUGAACCUAUGGAGAAGCCCGACAAGGAGCCGCCGCGUCAGGAGCGCGACAAAGAGAAGGAAAAGUCGCAGCACAAGGAGCGACAGGAGCGAGAAAAACGCGAUAAGGAACUGCGCAAGCAACAGGAGCGUGAAGAAAAGGAACGGAAAGCGCAGGAGCAGCGCGAGCGCGAAGAGCGCAAGGCCAAAGAAGAGAAGGACAAGGAAAAAGAAAAGGAAAAGGAAAGAGAUCGAGAACGUGAACGCGAACGAGAGCGGGAGCGGGAGCGCGAGCGUAAGGCCCAAGAAGAGCGUGAGCAAAAGGAACGUGAGGAGCGUGAGAAGGAACAGCGCGAAAAGGAGCAGCGGGAACAGGAGGCGCGUCAGGCGCGCAUGCGUGACAUGUCCGCCUAUCACAAGAACAAAUCAGAUGCCACAUCCGAAGCGAGCAGCUUCUACGCCCACAAUCCAGCCACGCCCAACGAGUGUGAGCGACAAAACAAUAAAGAGAAUGCCGUUGCCACGGAUACAACCACAACAACAGCAGCAGCCACAGCAGCAGCAACAGGAGCAGCUUCAGGCAGCGCUUCCACUGAGAGCAGCAGCAAGGAUCGUUCCCGCAAAUCGUCACGCAAUUCGCCCGUGCCCAGCACUGGCCGCCAGCACAAGCGACGCCUCAGUUCUCAGGACAGCAAUCACAGCAGCGGUGGCGCAGGCGGUGGACAGAAUCAUGAGGAUUACGUAAAGCGUAUACGCAUGGAGAACACCAACCCGAGCCAAUCGCAAUCCCAAUCGCAAUCGCAUUCGCAAAGCAAUCAUCAGCGUCUCGGCGAUCGUCGCGACUCCAAGGAGCACAAGAGCAGCAGCAGCAGCGGCGGCUGCAAGGACGAAAAGCUCAGCUCCUCCAAAUCGCACGGCAGCAGCAGCAGCAGCUCCAAGCAUCAUCGACGCGACAAGCAUCACAGCAAGAGCGCCAGCAGCAGCGAGGUGGUAAACAAUACCGAGCUGGAUGCCAAGCAGCAACAGUUGCACACGCUCAAUACCAGCGAGGAGGAGCAGCAGCAACCGGCCCAGACGCAGCAUCAGCAGCAGCAACAUUCGCAGCAGCAGCAGCAGCAGCAACGACAACCGUCGAUGCACAAGCAGCAGCGCGAGCAUCAUCACCAUGGCAGCUCCUCGUCGUCGUCGCGGCACAAGAGCAAGCGUGACCAUCAUCAUCAUCGCGAGAAGAAGCGACAUUCGGUGGCCGAGUCCACCAAUACGGACGAGGAGCCCACACACAAUCCGCACAGACGCAUCUCAGCGGCGGGCAGUUCCGCGGGCGAGCUUAGCUCGAACACAGCCAACACAAAUACCUCCAGCAGCAAGUUGCAUCAUCAUCAUCAUCAUCAGCAGCAACAGCAGCAGCAACAGCAGCAGCAACAACAGCAGCAGCAGUCGCACCAUCAUCAUCAUCAUCAUCGUCGUAGCGUGGAGCGUAAAUCAUCGCGUGGCUCAGACGAAGGAGGCGCUUCCUCGAAGAGCGCUUCACAGCCGCGCAAAAUGAUGCUCAGCUCCGCGGACUCCGAUGACACAGAUGAUGCGUCCAAGAAGCAUUCCAUCUUUGAUAUACCCGACGAUUGCCCGAAUGUCUCCAUGUACGACAAGGUUAAGGCGCGCAGCUGCAAGAAUAUGCAACGCCAGGCCGAGGAGAAGAAGAUCAAGGCCAAGUUCUCGCAGCUGAAGCAAUCGCGAGCCAAAAAGAAGCGCUCCACCAGCUACGACGGCGACAGCGACACCGAGUUCGAGGAUCGCCUGCAUCAUCGCCUCAGCGGCAGCAGCAGCUUCCAUGGCCGCAAUCAUGGCGGCCUCAGCAGCAGCGAUGAGGGUAACGACGAUGAGGAUGGGUAUCGCAGAAAGCUGUCACAGAGUCGCAUAUUCUCCGACUCGGAUGCCGAUGGCGAUGUGGAUGCGGAGGCGGCGGCAUUGAAUGCCAGCCGCAUGCGCCAGCAAAUGCAACAGAAUUUGCUUCGGCUGUGCGACGGCGAUGAUAGCUCCGAGGAUGAGAUACGUCGCAAUGUGAUUGGACACGCGGGCAAAAGGAACUGCCUUUCGACGCGCAUUGCCUCCGACUCGGAAUCGCAAUCGCAGCCAGCACCCGAGCUGAUCGGCAGCAGCAGCGUGGGCAGCGCCAGCAUCAAGCAGGAGCCGGACAUUAAGCAGGAACAGAUCUCGGACAGCGAAAUGCAAAAGUAUCCAAAGUCGCGUCACAAUUCGCACUCCUCCAACGAGGAGCGCAAACUGAAGACGGAAUUCAAGAAGGAGUAUACCGAGUACUUCAGCGCCGGCUACACGGGCUUCGUGGGCGACAGUUCCGCCAAGCUCAAGGAGUUCUCACCAGAAGCGCGCAAGAAGCACAAGAAGAGCAAGAAGCGUCUCAAGUCCUCGGCAGAUGUCAGCUCCACUGUUGUGGCCGCUGUCACCGGCAGCAGCACGGGCAGCGGCAGCAUCUUUGAUGUGGCCGAUUGCAAGCCCACCAAAUUCGACACCUUCGAUGAGCUAAAGACCGAGCAGCAGCAGCCGCAGCAGCAGCAGCAGGUAGUGAUCGCCGCUCCCACAUUGGAUGUAAAUGCCUCCUCGGUGGUGGCGGUGGCCAGCGAGCGGCGCAAGCACAAGGAGCGCAAGGAGAAGAAACGCGAGAAGCUGCGCAACAUGAGCGAAACGAACGCCGGCGGCUCUGUCGAACAGCUUAGCGAGAAGCUGUCCAAGGAGGAGCGGCAUCGGCUGAAAAAGUCCAAGAAAUCCAAGAGCCUGGACACAUCGGCACGCCUAUACAAUGCAUCCAAUGCCUCCUCGCCACCGACGCCCAGCACACUGAGCACGCCGGCGCGUGAGUCGGCGAAACGUAGCGAGGACAAAAUGGAGGACAUCUUUGGUAUUAUCUCCGACGAGGAGGAGGAAGAGGAGGAAUCCCAGCUGACCGACGAGCCACCCGACACGGCCAAAGUGCAGCUUUCCACCACAGGACCCAUGGUGUCCGCCGCGCUGCAGACCUACAAACAGGAGACGCCUCUCCUCAGCCUCAACAGCAACAAGGAGCCGGCAACGCAGCAGCUGCAGCAGCAACAGGAGGAGCUCGAGCUGGAGCGCAGUGAACGCGAGCGGCAUCGCAAGGAGAAGCGCGAGAAGAAGCGACGCGAAAAGUCCGCACGCGAGCAACAACAGCAGCAACAACAGCAGCAGCAACAUCAACAGCAGCAGCAGCAAAAUGCAAGCAAGCUGGAUGACGACAACAGCGUGGACAUGGAUGAGGCGGGACGUGCACUAGAGGCGCAGCUUAUGGAUGAUUUUGACAGCAAUAAGUUGCCGGAAGAUGCGACGCCCUCCACGGCAACCACCUAUCGCAGCGAUAUGACGGACGUGUUCCGUUUCUCGGACAACGAGGAUAACAACUCCAUCGAGCCGCAGCAGCAGCAGCACCUGCAGCUGCCGUCGCAGUCCAGCGAGAAGCAGCAGCAGCAGCAGCUGAUCGACUCCAAGGAAGCGGUGCACAAGAGCAAGGACAAGAAGAAAAAGAAGAAGCGCUCCAAGGAGGAGAAGCAAGAGAAGCUCGACAAACAACAACAGCAACAGUUGCAGCUGCGUCGCGAGUCAACGACAGCAACAGCUGCUGGUCAGGCAGCUGGCGGCAGCGCUUCUUCGGUCAGCUCACUCACCAUCAAUGUGCAAGCAGCGUCAAAGCAUGCCGAGGAGCAGCAGGAGAAGGAAUCGAAGCGCAGUUCGCCGCUCUGCAAACCUUCGCCCAGCUUGCCCUGUCUUAUUGGCGAUGACGAUGAUGAGGAGCCGCCCAUCUGCCCAAAGCCCGUCAUCAAACCCUCAGCUAGCAGCGCCAGCAGCAGCAGCAACAAUCGCCUGAACACGGACACGCUUUCACCGGCCCGCGAGAAGCCGCGUUUGAUAAGUCCCAUUCCCAAGACGCCCACCAUAAGCCAGAGCAACAGCUCCAUGUUGUCCACGCAAUCAGCGGAAACGCCUGUGAGCAGCGGUGCAGCGCCUCUGGUUACCACGCCUACAUCCUCAACGGCGGCCGCGGCCGCAGCUGCUUUGGAGUCCAAGUGUGCCGCGGAGAACAGCUCACCGACCAGCGCCGCUGCCUUGAACAAAAAGAAGGAAAUCUUCAUACCCGGCUUUGAUGGUCAACUGGACGACAAGAUUAGCGAGUCGGCGGUGCAAUCAAUAUCGGCAGAGUUCAACAACGCCUUGCUAGAUGCACUGACCGAUGAGCCCAAAAUACCUGUGGCCUCACCACCCGGUGCCAUCAAGGCACUCGAGAAGCUGGAGGAUAGCAAAUCCCGUGUGACCAUCUCGCAGGAGGAGACGGAGAGCGCUGUAUCCGCGCUGCUGGGCGAAAGCUUUGGAACAUCCUCAACGGCGGAUUACUCGCUGGACGGCAUGGACGAUAUGACGGCCACGGUCACCGAAGUGGUUGUCGCCGAGCCCGACGAGGAGGCGGCACUCGCUGCCAAGGCCAUCGAGGCGGCUGUUGAAGAGGUCCCCACGGAGCCCGAUCCCGAGCCCGAGCCCGAGCCUGAACCGGUGCCCGUUGUCGUCUCCGUGGGCGUCGUGCUCGAUGCCGAAGAGGUGAACAAGGCGGUGCAGAGUCUGCGCAACGAGGAUAUGGACAUCAAGGCGGACACACCGCAAUCCGAACGCGAUCUGCAAAUCGACACAGACACCGAGGAGAACGCCGACGAGGCGGACAGCAGCGGACCCAGUCUCAAGAUCGACGAGACUGCACCACAGCACAGCGACUCCUCCGACAAGUCGGCGUCAAGUGCGGCCGAUAAAUCACCCGCGCUCGCUAGCGAGUCCAACGCCAGGCCCAGACAGGCAUCCGAAACGCCGCAGUCCACAGUCAUUACCAAGCUGGCGGGAACUGUGCCUGCGCCCGCACCAGCAACUGUUGCAGCUACGACUGAGCCAACGCCUAAUGCCAGCAGCAGUAGUUCGGCCAAGUCCAAUUCACAGCAGAUGCUUAAGAUUGAGCCGCCGACCAUCAGUAAGCUGCAACAGCCGCUGGUGCAGCCGGUGCAAACGGUGCUGCCAGCACCUACAACAACAACAGCAACAACAGUUGUUGCUGCAACGGCAACAGCUCGACCUGCCACGCCCGUCAUCAAUUUGGAUCUGUCCAAUGUCAUGGCCAAUUGCUCCAGCACAACAAGCAGCAAUAGCUCCGCUUCGCUGUCCUUUGGCAGUCCCACUGCCACACAGAAAACCAUGCCGCUGGCCUCCACGCCCAAGCAGCAGACGCCAGCAACAGCCCAACAGCAGCAGCAACAACAUCAGCCGUUGCCGCAGCGUACUCAGUCUCUCAUCAUGCAGCCGCCAACCAUAUCUAUACCGGAGCAAGCGCCGCAUUUUGUGGUGCCGCACUUGAUAUUGUCGCCACAGCAGCAACAACAUCAACAGCAGCAACAACAGCAGCAGGGUCCAACCGGCGCCUAUCUAAUGCGCGCCCCCUCGCCGCAUAGUCCGCUGUUGUCGCCGGGACGCGGCACGCCCAAUCGCCAGCUUAGUCCAGCCACAAGGCCCAUAGUGCCUACACAGCAGCAACUGCAACAGCAGCAGCAGCAGCAGCAACACCCGCUGUUGGCUUCGCCCACCGGCAACAUCAAUAUGAGUCCGCUGGCCAGUCCGACGGCGCGUGGAGUUGGAGCCACAACAACGUCGCCCACAACCAGCAGCAAGUUGCCUACGCCCAACAGUUAUCUGCCACGCCCAGCGCUGCCGCAGCAGCAGCAACAACAACAACAACAACAGCAGCAGCAGCAACAGUCCUCACCGAGCAUGCCUAAGUCUGUCAUUGAGCUGCAAUCGGGUGGAAAUGCUGCACAGAGUGCCCAGUUGAUGCCGCUGCCUUUGCAGAAGAUGCCGCCGUUGCCCGUGUCGCAUCAUCCGACAAUCAUCAGCAAGGUGGUUACUGUGCAGCCGCAGCAAGCCAUACAAACGCAGGUGGCCAGCUCGCCGCCCAUGGGCAGUCUGCCGCCGCACAAGAAUCUGCAUGUAAACGCACAGCAACAACAUCAGCAACAGCAGCAGCAACAACAACAACAACAACUCUCUCCACAGAUGUUGUCCAAGAUGAACGCGCAGCAACAGCAGCAGCAGGUGCACAAGUACAUGCAUCAGCAAAUGCUGGAACGCAAGCCGCAGCGACAACAACAUGUGCCACAGCAGCAUCAACAGUUGCAACAACAGCAGCAACAACAACAGCAGCAUAUGCAGCAGCACAUGCAACAUCCACCCUUGUCACCGGGCCAUCAUCACGCCACGCAGCAGCAACAGCAGCAUCAGGCACGGCAGCAGCAAUAUCAAGCGCAACAGCAACAGCAUCAGCACCAGCUGCAACAUCAAGCCCAACAGCAGCAUCAGCAGCAAAUGCAACAGCAGCAGCAACAGUUGCACAUACAUAAGCUACAGCAACAAUUGCACACGGCACAGCAGCAACAGCCGUUAACGCACUUGACGCCGCCACCGCCCAUGUUUGCACAGCAGCAGCAGCAGCAGCAGCAACAACACCAGCAACUGCCGCGUAAUUUGCAACAGCAACAACAAGUGAGUCCAACAGGCCUCAAUCCGAGUGCACACAGCUCGCACAGUCCGCAGGCACAGCAGCAACAACAACCGCAGCAGCCGCAUCCCGCUGCAAUAAUGGUGCGAGCACCAACACAACAACAACAACAACAGCAACAACAACAAUCGCUAAAUGUUAUACAGAACGCGCCGUCAGCACAGAAAAUCAUUGUGCAACAGCAAAUUGUACCUGCACCGGCCACAUCGAUACACUAUCCGCCGCCGCCCAAGGACACGACGACAGUGGUGGAGCCGCCAGUGUUGCCGCUAAAGACAUCUGAGAGCGUUUCUGUUAUACGCACGCCCACGCCCACCAUCAGCCUGGCCAGCUCACCGCAAGCGACAAAAGCAGCCGCUGCUGCCGCUGCCGCUUCACUGUUAACCGAGGAGAAUGUCAUCAAGAUAUCGCAGCCCAAGCAGGAUGAGCUUAUCGAGCAGGACUCGAAGGAGGUGGACAGCGAUUAUUGGUCCGCCAAGGAGGUGAACAUUGACAGUGUCAUCAAGAAGCUCGAUCUGACCACGGCAGCCGCUGCGAAGGAGGAUAACCAGAAUAAGCGAACCCCCACACAACAGCAGCCACCAAUUGAUCUGGUCACGGCGGAGGCAACGCCUGCCUUGGCAAGUGAGCCGCCAUCUGCAGCAGCAGUAGCAGCAACAACAGUUGCUGCCAGCGCCUUGGCCAAUACCAGCUCUAAUGAUCACGACACCGAGGAUGAGACCGAGACGCGUCAGUUGAACAUGAAAUCCUUGAAGCAGCUCGGUCGACCGCCCAGCGCACGUGGCACAGGCGCCAAACGUGGACGUCAGCCGCGCGGCGCCAAGGCCAAACAGGUUGCUGGACUGCCGCUAAAUCCCACCGAGCCGAGCCUGUUGCUUUCACCGGGUGACAAUGGUGUGCACACACGUCUACGCAAGCCGGCAACGGCGCCAGUGACGCGCGGCCGCAAAGGAAGGCCGCCGCGUAACUUGCUGCAGCAGCAACAGCAGCUGCAACAGCAACAGCUGGCCCAACAGCAGCAGCUCGCUCAGCAGCAGCAGCAGCAACAACAACCGCAGCAGCAUCAGCAGAAGGAGCUUGUCACGCCCACGCCCGCAGUUGUGCCCGUGCCGGUGCCAACAGCCGCUGAGAAGAAGGCACGAAAUCAGGCAUUGACACAAGCCAGCGGCUCCAGUCAGGAUAUUUACGAGUUCCAUGACGAUGUGGGCGAUCCGGAGCCAAAGGUCAAGGUAACUGCAGUUACUACCACAGCAGCAGCAGCAGCAGCUGCCGCAGAUGACACGCGACCGCGGCUUAUACUAACAAUCAACAAGCUUAAGAACAGCAGCGAACUGGAGAGCCAAGCCGAGGUGCCACAUGUGCAGACGCAGCAGCAGCAGGCGCAGCAACAACAACAACAGCAGCAGCAGGCGCAGCAACAACAACAACAGCAGCAGCUGGAGCACAACACGGACAGCUCGGAGUCUUGCAACACACGGAAGUCGCGGCGUCUGCAAGAGAAGGAGGAUCGCAGCACCGUGGACGACAUUAUCGAAGAUGUUGUGCGCAAUACAAACACACAACAGCAGCAGCAACAAUUGCAACAACAGCAACAACAGUUGCCCAAGGGCGGACAAACGCCGCCGCGACGCUCCGGUCGCAAUGCGCAGGCCAAGAAAACGGAUGCGGCACAAACACCCAAUGCCUUGGGCAGGCCUAGGCGCUCCAAGGAACGCAAGACUAUUUGUGAGUCGUCAGCUGGCGUGCAGGAGGAGGUGCAACCACUGUUGCUGCCGCCCCCUGCUGCAGCGGUGCCUGCAGCUGCUGCAGUGGUUGAGACGCCAGCAUCAAUGCAGCAACCACAACAGCCGCCAACGCCGCACAUUGUGCAUGUGCCGGAGGUCAAGGAAUCACCACCUCCGCCGCCGACGCCGCCGACAACAACAACACCACCAGCAGAGCCAUUGUCGGUGCCGCCUGUUGUCUUGUCCAAGCCAACGCCACAGCAUCCGAAGAAGAAGGCGAUUGCCGCAGCCGAAAUCGAAUCCUAUCAGGCCAUCAACUCAUCCAUGCCGCCCAUGCAUCAGACAGCCGCACCGGCGGCCACGCAGAAGAUCACAGGUGGUGCCGCGGAUGCAGUUAGCAAGGCUUUAAUUGAUCCCGUCACGGGUGUCAUUACUGCGGGCAUGCCGCAGGGCAAGGAAGGCAAUUUGCCGGCUGCGAAUGCGGCGGCGCCCGCCAACAGCAGCAAUGAAGCGGCUCCACUGCAGCAGCAGCAGCAACAACAGCAGCAGCAGCUGCAGAUCAGCGCCACAGUCAUAGCACCUUCCACGCCCAUAACAACGCUGAGCAAGCCCGUGCAGCUGCAGGUGCAGGAGGCGGCGGCAACGUUGCUUAACAAGCCCGUCAGCGUGCUGGUCAAGAGCAAUGCAACGCCCGCGCAGCCCACGCUUAUCAUACAGCAGCAGCAGCAGCAACAACAACAACAACAACAACAGCUACAACAGGCGCCACCGCAGCAGCAGCAACAACAACAAUUGUUGGCCAACAAGCAGCCGCUGGUGCUGACAACUGUGCUACAACAUGCACAGCACACAACGGUGCGUCCGCCGCAGCCGCUCAAAGCGCAUGUGCUCAAUCGAGAGAAGAACCUGCAGCAGCAGCAGCAACAACAGCAACAGCAACAGUUGACGCCCAACAAACAGCAUCAACAACAGCCGCCACAUCCGGGGCACAUGCUGCUCACUGAUGCUGCCGGCAAUCAACAGCUCCUGCAGCCAAAUCUCAUAGCGCGCCACAUGCUGGGCCAACAGCAGCAGCCACAACCACAGCAGCAUCUGCUGGUCAAUAUACCACCGCCAACGGCGCAUUCGCCACACUCGCCGCGUAUCACAGCCGCACAGCACGGCCAGCAGCAGCAGCAACAGCCACCAAAUGCGCCACAACUGCAGCAGCAACAACAGCAGACUCUGGUCAUCAAGCAGGCAACAGCCGCAGCGCCAACAGCGCAUCCGCAAAUACUGCAUGUGGUUAGCUCAAAGGCUUCGGUAUUGCCAACGCAGCAGCAACAACAACCGCCGCAGCAGCUGAACAAACAGAGCUUUGGCUAUGUACAACAAACACCACAGCAACAACAACAACAACAACAGCAGCAACCGCAACAGCUGUACAAACAGGCUGUGCAGCAGAAGAGCGCACAGCCGGUGCAGGUGUUGCCGCCGCAUAAUCUCUUGUUGCCCGCACACUCGGCGCUGUUGUUGCAGCCAAAGCCAGCGGCUCAUUUGCAGCCGCAGCAACAUCAAUUGACACCGUCGCCGCCACCGGGCAAGCCCAAUCCUGUGGUGCACAGCCUACAAGCGGUGGGUCAAUUGUUGCCCGGCAGCAUUGGCAGCCCGCCACCAAUGAAGCCAGGACAACAGCAACAAGCCAACACAGCUGCAGUUCUGCGCACCGCCAUACCGAACAUCAGUCCACAGGGUCAGCCGCGCGUCUCGCCGCUGGUGCUGCCACCGGGCAUGGCCGGCGUGCCGCCCUUCGAUGCCAGCAUGCAUGAUCUGGGCGCCUAUGUCAGCGGACGGCGUACACAGAGCCCGCCGCCAGCGCAUCAGCAGGCAUCGCCCAUAACACCGAAUGAUACCGCGUAUCGGGCCGCCAUGCUUUAUCAACACCACAUGAUGCGCAGCGGUGACUAUGACGACAAGAUGAUUAGCAGCAGUCCGCCAUUGGAGCUGCGUCGUCCGGGCAGUGGACCACCGCGCACCAUUACCGUGCCGCACAGCCUACAGAGUCCACAGGAUCGCACUGCAGCGGACUCGCCGCAGAUGGCUCAGGUGUAUGUGCACAAUGCGCGCAUACCGCACGCCCACUUCAGCGAGAUGGCCACACGUGGCGGCUACUAUGAGAGUGCCGGCAUGCAGCUGGAGCCGCCGCCGGCGCACCGUGCGGCAGCAUCGAUAAGUGUUGUGGUGCCACCACCGCCGACAGUUGCCAGCGGCAGUCCGUACAUCAGCGGCGGUGCCUCAGUGUCUGUGUCCGUGCAGCCGGGUCCGCAUAGUCUACAUCCCAGCCAGGCCAAGCUCUUGGAGCGCGAACGCGAGAACGAACGGCUGUCCAUAGUAGCAGCAGUUGCCAAGCAACAGCAGGAGCAUUUGACCGCGUCUGUAAUGCACGGCGGCAUGGAGCUGACCGCACAGCAGCCGCAGCCCCAGCCAGGGCCACCACCACCCGCCGCAAUGCCACCGCCGCCGGGUGACUCGCUCGUCACAUUGCUGCAACGCUAUCCGGUCAUGUGGCAGGGUCUGUUGGCACUGAAGACCGAUCAGGCGGCCGUUCAGAUGCACUUUGUGCACGGCAAUCCAAAUGUGGCGCGUGCCUCGCUGCCCAGCAUGGUGGAGAGUGCCACACCACAACUGCGUAUCGCGCAGCGCAUGCGUCUCGAGCAGACGCAGCUGGAGGGUGUUGCCAAAAAGAUGCAGGUGGACAAGGAGCACUGCAUGCUGCUGGCGCUGCCAUGUGGACGCGAUCAUGCGGACGUGCUGCAGCAUUCGCGUAAUCUGCAGACCGGAUUCAUAACCUAUCUGCAGCAGAAGAUGGCAGCUGGCAUUGUGAAUAUACCCAUGCCGGGCAGCGAUCAGGCUGCGUAUGUGGUUCACAUAUUUCCCGCAUGCGAUUUCGCCAAUGAGAAUCUGGAGCGUGCUGCGCCCGAUCUCAAGAAUCGUGUUGCCGAGCUGGCGCAUCUAUUGAUUGUCAUUGCCACCGUCUAAUCGAAUCGCAGGCGGUUGGUUUUAACCGGAUCUACGUAAACCACACACAGAUAUGAAAAUUAAACAAUCACCGACUAUGUCUAAAUAUAUGAAAACUGCAAGAACAACCACAACAAGAACAUCUGAAGAACAACUGAAACAAACACAUGUAAAGUAAACAAAAAACCAACCAAUAAUACAAAAACAACAACUACCAACUACAACAAAGCUAAAACAAGUUACGCUCUUCUAGUAUUUUAAGUAAUUUUAAAUAGCGUUUAAACAAAACACAAAAGUUUAAAGCAAAACUAAACAAAAAACAAAAAGUAAAGAGAAAAAAAAUGCAAACUUUAUUGAAAUAAAUAAAUGCAAGCGAAAGAGAGAGAGAGAGAGAGAGAGUUGAGGCCAAGCUCAUAAAGCAAUCGAAAUUGAUUAAUGGCAACUAAAACAAACCAAUGUAAAUCCGUAAAACAACCCUCUUGAACAGCCUCCCCCCGCAAAUCCUCCAACAUAAUAUAUACAUUGUGUAAAACGUAAACAAAACAACAACAACAAAAAAACAGAAGGAAAAAAACUAAAAUUGCAAAAAUAUGUUUGUCAAAAUUUUCGUUUCUUUUCUUUUCAUAAACAUAAUACAUAAUAAUUUUUAACAACAUUUUUGAAAGCUUGCAAAGUAUCGUUAAGUUUGAUCUCAAGAAAGUUUUUAUUUUUUUUUUUGCUUAUAAUUUAAAAUGAAAAUGAAAUGAAAACAAAACGAAAAGGAAAUGUGAAAGAAAAAACAACAAAUGCUUAAAAAAGAAAACCUAACUGUUUACUGUACUACAUACUACUUACUACCAUACAUACAUACAUACAAGCAUAUAUACCUACUAUCCCUAUUCGAAAAGAAAAUAUGAAACAGCAAUAACAACACACGUUUAAGUUUUUGAUUGGUGAACUAUUUCACAUAUUCACCCACACACAAACACAUACACACACACAUAUACGUACGCCCAGUUACUGCUCGCAUUUUACAAAGUUUCGUCGCCCUUAAUUAAGUAGUUUAUUGAUUUUGCUCUAGGGUUUCGUUUCUAUUUAUAUUCUUAAUUUUUUCAAUUUGUUCCUCGGCUCCAUGUGGUGCGCGUGCUAACCGCGCGUGUCGCAUUGACCCGAAGAACGCCAUGAGCGCCACCUGUCGCCAACUGCUGUUAAGCACAAUUAGGUUUAAAGAUGCGCCCAGAGGCUUUUUUCCUACAAUUACAAACAUUAAAAUAGAUACACACACACACACAUACACAGAAAUAUACAACCACAUAAAAAUACAUUAUAUACACACCUACAUAUAAAUUACAAUUAUUAAAUAUCUAUUUAAUUAUUAUAAACAAAUAUGUUAAGCCAAAUAUUUUAAAGUUUAGAGACAAGUUUAUUAAUUUGUUGCUUAUAUAUUUCCCUGUAGGGGCGCAAGCCGACGACAAAAAUACACUCAACGCAGGCGCCGCCGCGUUGUUGGCAUUUUUGUGGUUGCCUUUCUGCCGAUUAUUCACUGUUAGAUUUUCCACCUGAUUUGCUUGAAAAUCGCAUCAACAGUAACAGCAACUAAAACUACAACAACAACAACAACACCAUCACUGCCACAGCACUGUACCCGAAACUAAUUCAAGCAAAGUUGGGUGUUUCCAUUUGUUAUCAUUUAAAUGUUUAGUUCUUGUGCGCGAAACUUUGUAAACUGCCAGGCAGUAGCAUUAGAGCGUAUUUAUAUAUAUAUAUAUAUAUAUAUAAAAAUACACUCACACAUACACAAACAUAUAUAUUUUAAGCCUGAAGCUGACUAUAAAAGAACACAUAUACAGACGCCCAAUACACAAUAUACAUAAUAUAUAUAUAUAUAUAAAAGGAAGAUGAUAAAAUCCCUCUGUACACUCCUUAAACUUAAACGUUUUCACGCCCACUUGUAAAUUAUGUGACGAAAAACAAAAGAGAAAAAAAAAAGCAAAACUGUAAAAUAUUUAAAUUAUUUAGCGUCUAAACGAUAAUUCAUGUACAUGUAAAUACAGUUUAAUUAGUGUUUAGCGCGUAUUUAGUUGUAUGUUUUAAAACUAAACUGUACAUUAUAUAACACGAUAAAGAUACGAUUAUGAGAGAGAUCAGAAGUAAAUCGCAAAAAGGAAAAACAUUUUGUCAGUAAACACAACAAGAACAGAUGAAACGCUAUUGUUUUAAGACAUUUUUAGUUAUUUUUAAGUUAAUUGAUGAAGAAACCGAUUAAAUUACACUUAUUUCUAAGUGAAUUAAUAAACCAAUUCAAUAAACUUUUUCUGUUAA
Messenger RNA from Drosophila montana, 20902 nucleotides. It is a transcript of the gene spen, whose product is annotated as split ends. Gene Ontology annotation, cellular component: nucleus. Gene Ontology annotation, molecular function: mRNA binding. Gene Ontology annotation, biological process: regulation of transcription by RNA polymerase II. The record is from RefSeq and is a predicted model, not a curated record. The coding region runs from base 1157 to 18622 and encodes 5821 amino acids. Lineage: Eukaryota; Metazoa; Arthropoda; Insecta; Diptera; Drosophilidae. The transcript has 13 exons.